CUCUAACACUUAGCUGGCGGUGAGGUGUGUUAUGUGUUGCUGGCUGGCUACCUUAGGUUAGCUGCGGUUAGCUUGCUAUGUCGAAUGGACAAUGUCACGUAACUGUUAUCAGAAGCUUUGAAAAAGUUUCACACCUGGGUGGUCAGCACAUUGAGAGAAGAGUAGAAGAAAUAUGGCCAUGUACACAGGCCUAAUCAUUAGUAUGAGAAUUUCCUUUAGAUACGAAGAAAUCAAAGUUAUAUAAGGUUACAGUAGGCUAAAUGGUAUAUUUGAAUGUUGGCUACAACACUGUUAAGUGUCUUUGUAAAAGAAAGAGCUUGUAGAAUUCUAGAAAUAUUAUUCCCCAUGUCAAAUAAAUAAACACUGUGUCCGUCACCGUAUUUUAGAGUGGCUGCUAACGGAAACGUCCCCUGCUCAAUUUAUAACACAACCUAUAUUGAUAAUAUUAUUUUUAAUAAUAUUGUUUAAUUUAAUUUGAUUUAAUAAUAAGCCUUGUGCCCCUUCACUGUGAUAUAAUAAGAGUAUACCACAGGAAGUCUUGAGUUAUUAAACGGUGACCAAGCAUGGCAUAAAAGAAAGUGAUAGACUCACUACAAUUUGAUUUGGUUUUAUUUCAUUAAUAGACAUGUUUUAAUGAAUACAAAAACUAGUCCCACCUGGCUUCGUCGCGGAAUGAUGAAGAAAAGGAAUUCGAUGUCAUAACACCGGCCCUGGGCUGUAUACGCUCAUUAUAACACUUCUGUGAACCAAUCAGAUCGUUUGACUUGAGCUCCCCUUUUUCAAAGGCCCUGCCCGUUUUAUAAUAACCGACCAAUAACCAUUUUUUCGAAUUGGUGUGAUUAAAAGUAGCAUUUUAAGGCAGCACCAUAUAGUCCUGCCCUACCAGGAAGACUGAAGAGAAUCUGAAGUAGGCUUCGCGCAGCAGUCUGGACAUUCCUUUGGAGUCCCCUUCUUGAAUCACUGCAAUACAGCAACAGGGGUGAAGAGGCCAAGAAAGGAGGAAAUCCCAGCUGCAACAACUGUUUACCAGAAUGGACAGCCAGGGGGUGGGGGAUUUACUGGAGGAGUGUCUCAGGGCAGUAGCAGCAACUCAAGGGUCCACCCAGCCCACUGAGGCAGAGAGGCUGAACUACUGUAGCUGCAGAGACUCGCUGUGUGCAGAACUUGCCUCUCUCCUGCAAGAGGCAACGGAAAUGAAGUGGCCCUUCGUGCCGGAGAAGUGGCAGUAUAAGCAAUCAAUCAGUGCCAAUGACAAAACCAACCUCAGUGACCUCAUCAGCAAGCACCUAUCUCAGCUACUGGCUGUCCUAAAGGCUUCCAUCACAGCUCGGGAGGCACGCACAGCCCUGGCGGUGGUCUUCUUAAUCGACCGCUUCCUCUACUGGAUGGACGAAUCCAGCCGGCUGCUGAAGAUUGCCAAGCUGCUCCACAGAUGCUACCCUGACACCCCUGUGGCCCCCCAACUGGUCAUACGACAGGCCAGAGUCUACCUUAACUCUGGCAAACUACAGAAGGCAGAAUACAUACUGAGCAGUCUCAUUAACAAUAGUGGAGCCACAGGUUGUUGGGCGUACCACUCUGAAAGUGACAGAGUUCUUGUGCAGGCCGUCAGUGUUCAAGUGCGUGGAAUGACGUUGCAAAAGCUAGGUCUGUGGCUAGAGGCCGCAGAGCUGAUCUGGGCUUCUCUGGUUGGCUACUAUGCACUUCCUCAACCAGAUAAAAAGGGCAUUGGAACCUCUCUUGGCCUACUGGCCAACAUAUUGGUGUCUAUGAAUGAUGAGGACUUCCACUCUUUUAGGACUAAUCCAGAUAUUGAUUUGUCUUUACUUGGGGACAGGAGCCAUCGUCUUCUUUCAGCAGCCCAGGCAGCUAAGAUGGCGGUGGUGUACAGCCAGUACACUUCACUCUAUGUGUUAACCAAUGCGGUAACUCAAGGAACCUGCUUGUUAUCGUACAGUUUCUCAGUGGAGUGCCCAAACUCUCAAAAGAAGUCUAUCCUUCUGCAGGCUAGAGAGGCUUUUGAAAUUGGCCUGCUCACCAAAGAAGAGGGAGAGCUGGUCACCAGCAAGCAGGAGCUUCACAGCUUCCUCAAGGCUGCCUAUUCCCUCACUGCCGCGCACAAGUGGCUUGGCACUCCUCAGGAUGUCGAGGAGCAGGCAACUCAAGCUUGCCAGACAGCUUUAGGAAAGUUCUAUGAUUACUGCCAGGCAGAUACCCAGGACAAAGACGGCAUCUGUGCCGAAAUCAUGCAACUGGUCGCCAGAGUAAAGCUUCUGUUGCAGGUGAAGCCUUUCCUUAAUUCAGAAAAGGGGUCUUUUAUCCCUGACAGCUACAGAAACAUCAAAGACACAUCGGUAAAUUUCACUGUGGAACGUUUCGCUAAGGUGAUGCAGAGAUUCCAAAAGUAUCAUGAAUCACUAUGUGAGACAACCAGCCCAAACUGUAAGGGGACUAAGGACGAGAUGGACGGGGCGAAGCUAUGUAUCACUGCACUGGGGACAACCAUUGGUACACUCAACGCAGAAUGUAGCACUGAGGCUUGCAAUGUGUCAAAAGAUACACCUAAAGGAGAGGAGCCACAACAGAGGGGAUCAAAUCCAUCUGCUGUGCACCCACCUCAGAAGUCUGACCUGUGUACCACCCUAGGAAGCACAGAUAACCUUGGCUCUUCAUGGCAGAACUUCUCCUUGAGUAGUUCAGGGUCUCCUAGGCCCAGCAGCAGCGGCUACACGGGAAAUAUUGCCAUUGAACUUGAAGCAAAUGCAAGCAACCAGCGCUGUCUGACCACUGAGGUUGACGAUGACAGGUCAGACAGGAUGCUAUCCGCGGGAAAAAAUAAAAACAAGAAGCGAGACUUACAGGGCUGGAACUCUAGUGUCAGUUCCCAUACUGUCCCGAGAUCUGCAAUACCUGCCACAUCCUCCUCCAGUGCGAGUAGUGAUUCAGAGAAGUUUGAAGUGCUGCAAGCUGAAAUAGAGACACUGGCCACUGAGGACGAUUGGAUGACUCAUGUUGUUGGUGUGCCGAUGAAACUGCCAGAAGCUGAAGGAGCAGCACGUUCCUUAUCCCAGCUAGCUAUUAGGACAUCCUCUAGCUCGCUCGGUGACAGUUUCAGUUCCCAGUCAUCAUGGGAGAAAAUCUCAGCUAACCUGAAUUCCCCCACAAACAGAAAACCUCAGCCGAGUAGCCUGUCAAAAGCAGGAACCGGCCAAGGCAGUAGGUCAUCAGAGUCAGAUGGGAGCUUCUUCCUCUUGGAAACACUUGAUUCAGAAACCAAUAAUUCAGCUCAUGAUCAUACGCACAAAAAAGACACAUCUGGAUGGGAAUUUAGAGCCUCAUCCACGCCACAACCUCUGGAGAGCCUUAAUCUUUUGCCAAAUAUGGACACCGAAGAUAUCUCAGCAUCUGUAAAACCUGCUGCGAAAAACUCCUUAACAAUCCCACACACAAACCCAGAACAAUGUGCUCCCACCGAAACCUCCACAGAGAGUUCAUUUGAGAUGCUGGAGGACGAUCAAAGUGGACGCCAACGCGGUGAAGGUACUUCUACAGAAAAAGUGAAUGCCCUUCAGAGGAAGAACCCCUUGUGCUACAGCUGCCAAAAGCACAGCAUAGUAGCUGGUGUUGUUCCUGAGAGACAGUAUUUGUUGUCCCAGCAUGAUUACCAAGCCCUGCUGGCUGGAGUUUGCCAUGAAUGUCUGCUGAAGAGACUUCACAGUGAGAAGACACAGUUCAAACUCAAUAAACACAGAACUGCCCACAGUGCUCUUCAUUUAAAGUUCUCCAAAGCCACAGGCCUGUGGACAGCCAGGGAGACCUGCGUUUACAUCGGGGAGCCAAUGGGGAUGCAGGGCAAGCAGAGAGCAGCAAUAUGGGUACAGUUUUUACACCAGGAAGAAAGGUUAAGCAGUUAUGUGGGUAAAGAUUACUUGAAGCCAAAGGCGAUCCAGUUCCAUCUGAAAGAUGUGGAGCGACAGAUGACAGCCCAGUACUAUGUGACUGAAUUCAAUAAGAGUCUUUACGACAAGGAAGUCAUGGCUCAGAUCUUCUUCAUUCCCUCGGAAGCACUACUGAUUUUGAAUGGAAAUGAGAUUGUGGGCUGUGUAACCGUGGAGCCCUACAUGCUGGGAGACUUUGUCAAACUGACAAACAACACUGGGAAGAAGAACAAGAGUUUCCAGGCUACAGAAUAUGGCCUUGCCUUUGGACACUUUACCUACCAGUUCUCUGACUGCCAGGAAGUUGUUGUAGACCUGCAAGGCUGGGUAACUGCCAGUGGCAAAGGGCUGACCUACCUCACUGAUCCUCAGAUUCACUCCACCAAGACCCCUAAAGGUCCCUCCAACUUUGCUGCCAGAGGCCUCAGGUACUUCCUAGAAGAGCAACAUGGACCACAGUGCAACGGGAUUUGCCAGCUGCUCAAACUGCCUCCAGUGGACAGAAAGCCUCAAGUUCUGCCCCAGAAACUUUGAGAAUGUGCAGAUGUGUUUGUAUGUGGGAGUGAAAAGAUAAUGUUAAAUUAUGAGUAACAAGCUAUUGAUGCAAGUUUACAUAUUUCAAAGUUUACAUGAAUCAAAUCCACAACUGACAUAAAUUGUAAAGUAUCUCUUCUUCUUCAGCUCUUCUGGUACCUUUUAUGUAAACAGGGUGUGAGGUUUUACAUUUUAAAUUGUUUAAAAUGAUUUAUUAUUAAAUCUGCACAAUGUAGGAGUUUUGUUACCUGGAUCAACUCAUUCUGUAGUUUACUGAAAGAGGACAGAGUUGGAUGACAUUUAAAUUAUUGGCCUAUGUGGUGUUAGAAAGGUGAUUAUUUCUCCAUACUCUGAAUGAUAAUCUAGUCUGUGAAUUACAGCCGCUGAAUUCCAAGAUAAGUUCUAUUUCAGUUUAGCUCCUGCUGCAAUAAUUAUAAAAUACUUGUGUUGUUUUGUUUUGGUAUAAAAAUCUGCCAACAUCAGUAGUGGCUUUCAACAUGUAUGUCAAAUGUAAGCAGGUUACAUAUUAAGAUUUAGUCAUCUUUACUCAAACAUAAUGGGGUAGUGAUUUGGUGCAAGUCACUACAACAAAUUCAAGACUAUAAAUUCUAUAAAUCAAAAGUACUUUUGUUGUAAUGUUUACUUAAGCAACCUUAAGUCAGUCAGUCAGGUGACUGCUGUACACCUCUAGAUCAGUUAACCUUGUUAACGUCAAGGUUUCUUUAUCAUUGACAAGCAUUUGUUAAAAGUUGUUGAUUAUCUAACAACAGAUUUUGAAAACAAAGUCUUGUUCUCCUGCUAUUUUCCCAUCAAACCUGCAGCAUGAUUGAGUCCGAAAAGGAAAACACACCCAGAUUAAUGUAGCCACUGUUUUACUCAGUGAUGGUGAUGUAGGAGAAAAUGUGAUGUCCCCUGGUUUAUACAUACAGACUGCAUGAUUGCAGGUUUCCUAAAGUGUCAUCAACUUUCUGUGUAAGCCGUUGUUCAAUAAAGUGUAUUUGUUAUGUUUUCGGUAGUUAUCACUGUCACUGACUGGAUUGUUGUCUAACUGGACUGGCAGUGCAGGAAUCACCUGACAAAUGAUGUUGAUUGUAAAGCUGGUCCUUUAGUGGUCAGCACUGCAUACUGUAUAUCUGUCAUUGCCCCUGUGUGUUAGAUAUUCAGCUUUGUUGCACACAUUGUUUACAAUAAAAAUAUUUAAACUUGUA
This is a messenger RNA of Micropterus salmoides (largemouth bass), 5680 nucleotides long. RefSeq names its product alpha-kinase 1 (gene alpk1). Bases 1032 to 4472 code for a protein of 1146 amino acids. Lineage: Eukaryota; Metazoa; Chordata; Actinopteri; Centrarchiformes; Centrarchidae. The record is from RefSeq and is a predicted model, not a curated record. Gene Ontology annotation, biological process: protein phosphorylation. Gene Ontology annotation, molecular function: ATP binding; protein serine/threonine kinase activity. The transcript has 15 exons.